Anopheles stephensi (Asian malaria mosquito) is the source of this 1251-nucleotide messenger RNA. RefSeq names its product UPF0193 protein EVG1 homolog. The coding region runs from base 319 to 939 and encodes 206 amino acids. NCBI's taxonomy places the organism in Eukaryota, Metazoa, Arthropoda, Insecta, Diptera, Culicidae. The record is from RefSeq and is a predicted model, not a curated record. The transcript is spliced from 3 exons.
AUCAUCGGGGCUAGCCAUAAAUUGUUAUUGCUUAUACAGUCAGUAAGUGCUCCUUCACCACGGCUCGGCACAAUUGCGUGCAGUUCCCGCUCGUCUGUACAGUUACUGUGUGCAAUUGCAGUACUGGGAGUUUUUUUUUCCUCCCAUUCUGUCUGAAACUUGUCCAAAUCAAUCAAACUUUGGUGAACUUGCCAUCCUUGGCAGACGAAAGGUUACCAACGGGCUACCCUACCAGCCAACUAGGACACGAAACGGAUACACACGGUGUGCGCUGCAUUACAUCACAGCACGGCAGUCGGUGCACGUCGGUGGGCAGAGAUGGAUUGGCCCAGCACGCGGGUGGCCCAGGGUGGCCUAUUUCAUACGCCCAAAGCACGCUACACGAAAGAAACUCAGGAUCUGAUUAAAGUUUUAAUGGAAGAAGCAAAAUUGACGAUCCUGCAGCGUAAUAAAAUCAACUAUCAUCUUCGUAAUGGGGAACCUUUACCGGUGCCAAAGGAGCCGAAAUUUGAGCAGGAGUACAGCAACUUCCUGCCGAUGGCUAUACCGAGGAAGAAUAUCAAAAAACGUUCGCUCAACACUAUUAUCGAGAGUGGCGCGUUCGAUGUGGAGAAAUAUGUACCGCACAAACCGAAGGAACCGAUCGAAAAGCUGAAACUGAAGCUGCAGGAACAGAUGAGCGGUAUUAAGAUGUUUCCGGACGAUGGCCGACGUCGGCGGGUGGUUCGGAGCAAGAGUGAGGGCUGCAUGGAGUUUGUUCCGCCGGAUCGGGCCAGUGAACUACUCGACGAAAUCAACGAACGUGUGCAGUGGUUGGAGGAGAUGGAGGCACUGGGCGAAGGGAAGAAGCAUCGGGCCACCAUUCAGCUGCAGAUAGCGGAAAAGCUGAACGAACUGAAGCGGCUCGAUCGGGCAAAAUCGCAGGAAAACGAAAUCUAACACACGCACCUUCGGCGGGUAUUUUUAAAUUCAUCUUCUUCUCCUUUUAUAUUAAAUUCAUUACACGCUUAAUUCUACAGCAAAAUUACAGUGUCGUGGCCACCUGUAUGUUCGACCGGCAGGCACUGCGCAAACACACGAUUCGGUGUUUUUCUCUCACACAUAUGUGACCCACACGCCACGCUCGAUGGAUAGAAGUAUGCUCAAUUAAACGAAAUAAAGAAAAUGCACUUAUGAUUCCUGCGUGCUGCAUAUCCCACAUUGCACCGUUCAUGGAUAAACUAGUGAACACCAUUAAAAAAAAAAACAAAA